GCGGAGCUCCUGGAGAGGUCUAGGGGCCGAUGGAGGAACACGUUCCUCUUCCGAGCAGUGGCAAGCAAGACGGCGACUACGAGGAGUUUUCUGUUACUGUGGCUGGCUGUUUGUGGUGGUAGCAAUCAGUGCGUGAGACCCCUGGACGGCGCGAUGGCCCAGAACUUCUGGUCUGAAGUUCCAAAUUGGGACGGUGACCCAAACUCCUUCGAGCGCUUCGCCAUUGCUUGCAAGUGGUAUUCUUUUGGGCUGAAAGAUAACGAGAGGCACCUGGCGGCAGCGCGGAUCUGGAAUAAACUCACGGGACCUGCCAAGGGAGUGGUGAGAAACCUCUCCCCGGAAGAGUUCGCGGGCCAGGACGGGGUGACUAAGCUUCUCGAAGUUCUUCGCGACAGCCCGCUCAGAAGCUGCCCAUUCCGGACAGCUUUGCGAGACUGGAGAAAUGGUCAAACUUUGGCAGGAAAAGGAAGGGGACCAGCCGGUGGUGCCACCGAAGAGAAGGCCGAGAACAUGGAGGCGGAAGUGCACUACGGGAAUGGAUGGGAGGACCCGUGGUACACGGGCUCGACCUAUUACCAGGGCCCCUCCGAGGUGUUUGCCGAGGACCUUGGUGCUUUCGACCAGCACCCCGACUAUGCCACCGAACAGGCCUACUACGACGAGGCCUCCGAUUACCAGGGCGACCUGAUCCACCACGACCAGGCCUACGAUCCCUACUCAUAUGAGGACCCGACCUACCUGGCCGAGAACACCGAGGAAGUGAUACCGGAGGACGAGGCAAACUUGAUGAACGAGGAGAAGGAAGCCCAUGCCAUUGCCCAAGAAGCCGGGGGAACAUUGGCACAGGCCCGAGCUGCUGUUGCAAAGGCUCGGGCUGCUCGUGGUUACUACCCUCUUGGUGGCAAGGAGACCUCGGGCAAAGGCAAGGGCGCCCAACAAAAGGGCAAGCAGCCAGGAUGUGCCGGUGCCUGCCGAGACCUUCGUGCUGUCGGUGGGCGACGCGGCGACCAACACGUCCUCCCAGGUGAUUGUCGGACACCGGGGCCGUACUAUGUGUCGGAAGAGUUCAACUACUUCCUGGGACGCUCUGGAGUGGGACACCUGGUGUCCCCGGCCGAAGCCCACUGGAUGAUGGGGCCCGAAGAAAGACUGAUUCGCAAGCUGAAGUCGACAGCCGAACGUUUUUUGCGAGAAAUCAGCUCUGUGACCCCUGAAGACGCCUUUCGGUUGGCCGUGGCCCACAACAACACCAUACAGCCGAACACCGGUUUUGCACCUUUUCAGUGGAGCCGCGGCGGCCUGGUGGAAAGCAUCCCCGUGGGCAUUGACCCGGCCAAAGCCUUUGACAAGCUGCUCAAGCAACGAGAGACAGCCGGGAUUGCCUAUCGGAAAGCCCUGGCCGCCGAGCACCUGAGCAAGCUCAACAAUUCUGUGGGCCGGCCAAGGACGAGCUAUGAAGCCGGGUCUUUAGUAUGCUCUGGAGAAACCGAAAGAACGCUGGAAAAGGAGCUUCGUGGUUUGCGAGGUCGGUUCUACGAGGACUUGGCGGGCGACAACCCUCACGCGGAGGCGCGCGAGGACACCGGCCAAGGACAGACCAUGCCCAUAGGCCAAGACGAGCUGACGGGCGAGCGGGUGACCUUCGUGAGGACCACCGGGAAUGCCCAGGCAAUCCAGGACAACCUCAAUGACGAGAACCCCGGCCGAUGCCUCCCCGAGCAGUGGACCGGCGAGACACAUUUCCGCAUAAAGGAAAGCCACCCGCAAGGAAGACUUGGUGCAGGGAAAAGCGGCGAGCCUGCUUCUCUGGAUGGCAAAUUGGUGCCUGACACUCCACGUGGUGGUCCCCCCGAACCUGAACCUUCUGCCGGGUGUCCUGUGCACGAGUGUGUUCUACCUGGAGGGCAUCAACUACCUCACCGCGAUGCUGGCGGGAAUGACAUUGCUUAUGACCGCCGCACCGACACGAAGAUCCCCGUGGAGGAGUCCGGCGACGAGACGGAGGAGAUCAGCUCCUCCUCUUCUGGGUCUGAACUUGAAGCUGACGAAGGAGGACAACCACGAGCCAAGCGCCCUAAACCGGCGGCUCCGGACCCAGAUGCCUCCAUUGGCUACGUGUUCGAAAUCGACAUGGGUGGCCGUGAGUGGAAAGCCCUGACCUCCCGGCCGAAGAGAGCUCAUGUGUGGAUGAGCAAACACCUCAUGGAAAAGAGCCGGGAACACAACUGGAAAGAGUUGUCGCACCAGCAGAAGGAAGAGUUUGAUCUUGCUCAAGCAAAAGAAAUAGACAAUGUGAUCAAGACGGCAGCCCUUAGAUCACUGAUGAAAAGUGAGCUGGCAAACGUCUCCUAUGACAGAGUGAUGAAGAUGAGGUGGGUGUUAACCACGAAAUCUUCAGGGGCUGCCAAAGCAAGGCUGGUUAUCUUAGGAUAUCAGUCACCGACCCUGUUGACAACGCAGAGUUCAUCACCUACGCUUUCCCGUUUGGGAAAAUUUCUUCUUCUUUCUGCAGUUGCAAAUAACCGCUGGAUGUUGGAAUCAGCGGAUGUGACGAGCGCGUUUUUGCAGGCGAUGGCCAGUCUUGAGAAAGACGAACUUUACGUGUUCGCCCCUGCCGAACUUGUGGCAGCCUUCAGCAGCGACGGCAAGGACGACACCACGAUCCUCAAGGUCGUUCGCGCCUUCUACGGCCUGGUGGACAGCCCGAGACGAUGGCAUGAGACUGUCACCAAGGUGCUGAAGGAACAAGGCUGGCGCCCCCUCCAGGCCGACCGCUGUUGCUAUGUCCUGUUCGACGAGGAUCCGAGGCAAGGACAACGUGGUGCGGGGAGGGAGCAAACGGAAAGCUUGACAAACUGGAAAAGUGUAAACAACUCACACUGUGUUUUACGGAAGAUUUACGCUCUUCCCAAGUGA
Messenger RNA from Symbiodinium necroappetens, 2916 nucleotides. Lineage: Eukaryota; Dinophyceae; Suessiales; Symbiodiniaceae. The record is from the annotation of a GenBank genome assembly.